This is a messenger RNA of Camelina sativa (false flax), 1155 nucleotides long. The record is from RefSeq and is a predicted model, not a curated record. Lineage: Eukaryota; Viridiplantae; Streptophyta; Magnoliopsida; Brassicales; Brassicaceae.
AUGGGUUCAUCGUCUCCCAUAUCGAUUAUUGAGGAUCUCAUCCCGGCGAUAUUGUCAAGAUUGCCUUCAAAGAUGUCAGCCGCUAGGUUUCGUUGCGUAUCGAAGCUAUGGGCAUCAAUGUUGGCUAGUCCAUAUUUCAAGGAGUUGUUCCGGACCAAUUCCUUGGCUAAGCCACGCCUCUUAUUCGCCAUCGUAAAAAAAGAUAAGUGGCGCUUCUUCUCGUUGCCUCAGCUUCACAACCCAUGCGAAAAGUCGUCGUCGACUCUUGUAGCAGCCGCCGACUUUCAUGUGAAGUUCCCUCGAAAGAUCCAUCAUAAUAGUAACCGAUUAUAUUUUGCACAUGGAUACGCCUCUGGUUUGAUCUAUUUCAGUGGUGCUUCGUCCGACGAUAAACUUGUGUUAUGUAACCCCAACACAGGAGGGUAUGCAGUCUUACCUUCUCUGAAACGUUACCGAAAGACGUAUAGUUUUUUCAUGUUUGAACCGAUUGAUAAGCAAUUCAAGAUAUUGUUCAUGGUUUAUUCUUGUUGUGAUCGUAAUCAUAAGAUUCUUACAAUAGGAACCGGAGAUAUGAAGUGGAGAACGAUAAAAUGUGCCUUGCAGCAUGAAAUCGCAAGUGAAGGCAUAUGCAUCAAUGGGGUUUUUUUUUACUUGGGUGAGACGUUCUCUCGGAAUAAUGAUGAUCACGUUUUAAAGUCUGAUUAUGUGAUAGUUUGCUUUGACAUUAGGUCUGAAAAAUUCACCUUUUUUGACACAGAAAGGUUUUGUAGAUUGAUAAACUACAAGGGCAAAUUAGCUGUGAUUUAUUUCGAAGAUGAUGUAAACACUCUUUCGUUUCUUUAUAGGAAGAGAUAUCAUGUCGAGGCUGAUGCCAUUAAUAAGUUGCAUGUGUGGGUUCUAGAGGAUGUUGAGACACAGGAAUGGUCUAAAUAUGCUUAUACUUGGACCGACGAUAAAUUUUUCCGUCGUCGACACGUAAAGGUUGCUGGAGUGACUGCUUGGGGUGAAAUUGUUUUUUCGAUGGACAAGUAUACACCUAAAGAACCAUUUUAUGUUUUCUACUUCAAUCCCGAAAGGAACACUCUCCAACGUGUUGAAAUCCAAGGUUUUGGUGAAGCGUGUUGUAGCGUUUACACAUUUGUAGACCAUGUAUAA